CACACCGACCGAGGAGAGGAGGAGAGGAGGAGGGGAGCGGAGAGGUCGGUGAUCGGGGCGGAUCUGUGAGGGGAGAGGAACCGGGACAGGUCAGUCUGUAUGCCGCCACCCACUGGACCCCAUAAUGUAGGCUUAGGACGCCGGCCCUACCUUCCCGUGAUGCUCCAUCCGCCAAUGGCCUGUCACCAUCUGCAGAGAUGACGGCUAGUGAUCUGCGGGGGCGUGCCUUCUACUGCCGAGAAUGGGUCUUACAGAGGCUUCAGCACUGUCUGGAGGGGCUGGGGGGAGCGCAGGCCCCCGGUAUCAUAAUCACAGGGGCCCCUGGCGCAGGGAAGACGGCCUUGUCUACCGAGAUCCUCUGGCCGUCUUCGGAGGCAGGGAAGAACUCUCGCCUUGGCCCCCGUGUCCUGGCACACCACUUCUGUCAGGCGCACACGCAUUCCAGCUUGGACCCGCUGCACUUUAUACACAGCCUGGCGCGCCAACUGCGCCACAGCCCGCUCAUCAAAGGCUACCGGGGAGAGGCCGACGCCGAUGCGUGUAAGGGUGAUCUGACCGAGCUAUUCAAAAGGCUGGUCCUCUUGCCCCUGGCAGAGCUUCCUCCUCCUUCCCAGAACCUCUUGCUGCUGGUGGAUUCGGUGGAUGAGACGUGCUGCUGUUGUCGUUCAGAUGGAUUUGGGGCGGAGUCCAGCUGUACCAUCGCGGAAUUGCUGGCCAAUCACCAUGAGCUGUUCCCGCCAUGGCUGCUGCUGGUGUGUACGGCGCGGAGGCAAAACAAGACCGUCACCAGGAUGUUUACAGGUUUCCGCAGACUGUGCCUGGACGACCUCCGCAAAGCGCACAUCGUACGCGACGUUCAGCAGUACAUCCUGUGCCGCCUGGACUGCGAGGAGACCCUGCGGCAGCACCUGACCCUGGACACCGCCGAGAUGCUUAACCAGCUUCACAUAAAGAGCAACGGCUGCUUCCUGUACCUGAAACGCGUACUGGACGGAGUGUCCGAGGGCACCAUCCUCCUCCGAGAGGUCCGCCAUAUCCCCGGCACUCUGAACGGGCUAUACCUGUGGCUGUGCCAACGCCUGUUCUCCGGGCGCCAGUUCUGCCAGGUGCGGACGCUGCUGAAUGGCGUCCUGGCGUCGCCAUCUCCGAUCUCGCCUUCCCAGCUGCACAGAGCCGUGUGGACCAAACAAAUGAAAGGCUGGAGCACCGAGGACUUUAACAAGGUCUUGGAGUCUAUCUCCCCCCUGCUUGGCCCGGCAGGGGUCUCUCGAAGCGGGCUGGUGCUCUUCCAUCACAGCUUCUCAGAGUGGCUGCUGGACGUCAAGUACUGCACACAGAAGUAUCUCUGCAGCAUACCCGAGGGCCACAGUAUGCUGGCCAUGAGCUUAUCAACAAGGGCACCCGACCUGUCCCCCACCGAGGUCCAACAACUCGCCAGGCACCUCUUGCUGUCUGAUCUCCGAGGGCUGGACCCAUCUCACCUGGCUCUAUGGCUUUUGUGGACCAGGGUGCCCGUGUCGGACUGCCUGGCCUCGGACAUUCCUCUAGAACUAGAAGUUUUGCAACUGCUGCUCUUGGCAAAAUCCACAGUAGAUGGAGUUUCGGCUGUAGAAGACUCCGGGGCUCUGAGAAGGACCCUGGAGCGUGGCGGCUCUAUGGAAAUGUUAUUGGACGGUGGAAGCAGCCUCAACAAACAGGAUCGAGCGGGACGGACCUUGCUGGCUGCAGCUGCCCAUGCUGGGAACCUGGAAGUCGUGACCCUAAUGAUUUCCAGAGGAGCUAGUCUAGAGUCCACGGAUGAAGAUGGCCAAACUCCUCUAGGCCUGGCAGCUCACCAGGGCUACCUCUGGGUGGUUGAGAUCCUUCUGCAACACGGUGCCCGUCAUGAUCACACGGACAGUCGGGGGUGGACUCCCCUGCGAGCUGCCUCUUGGGGAGGCCACACAGAGGUGGUGGAAGCACUUCUUGCUGCUGGAGCUCAGCCUGACAUCUCUGGCUGUGACGGACGCACCGCACUCAGGGCAGCGGCCUGGGGAGGGCAUGAGGGGCCCGCAAAGGCCCUGCUAAGAGCUGGAGCUGGGAUAGACCAGGCUGAUGUGGAGGGCAGGACUCCCCUCAUGGCUGCCGCAUAUAUGGGCCAUCGCUCAGUGGCAGAACUCUUGCUGGAAUCUGGGGCUAAUGUGAAUACAUGUGAUUUAGAGGGCCGGACUGCCCUUGCCGUAGCCUGCCUGUGCAUGCCCUCUGGGAACACCUAUCCGGAGAUGGUAUCUCUGCUUCUGGAACAUGGUGCAAAUCCAGAGCUGGAAGAUAAAGAAGGGGUCACACCACUACUGGUGGCUGCUUAUGAGGGGAAAGAAGAGGUGGCGGAGCUUCUGCUUGAGGCGGGUGCUGACCCUGAUAAACCUGGCAAAGGUCAUAUGACGCCGCUACUUGCCGCCGCCUUAGGGGGCCACGCUGAAGCGGUGCGGGUCCUGCUUCUAUGGGGCGCUGCAACUGACAUUAUGGACACGGAGGGGAGGACGCCACUCCUCUUGGCAUCUGCUGCUGCUGGAGGAGAAGAGGCCGCCAGGGUCUUGCUGGACAGGGGGCUUAACGAAAAUCACCAAGACAUACUGGGAUGGACUGCACUUCACUGGGCCGCCUGUGAAGGACGGAAAAAUGUGUGUCGCACCCUGAUAGAAGGAGGAGCCAAGCUGGGCAUGAGAGACAGCGAGGGGAACACCCCGCUCCUGCUGGCAGCUCAGGAAGGGCACACAGGCUGUGUAGAUUUUUUGAUUAACCGCGGGUCCCCGGUAGACCAGCGCGGCAGUGACCAAAUGACGGCUUUAUGCUUUGCUGCUCUCGGGGGCCACAAGGGCACCGUGAAAUUACUACUGAAAAAAGAAGCAGACCCCGAUGUUAAAGCCAGUCAAGGAAAGCCCCUCCUGUACCUGCUGGCCCUGCAAGGACUGACAGACGUGGUGGAAAUUUUGCUUGACUAUAGAGCCAACCCCGAGUUAAGAGACUCGGAGGAACGCACGGCUUUGCACGCCUCCUGCUGGCAAGGAGACUGGGAAAUGGCACGGAUUCUUCUACAAAAGGGUAAAGCCAACUGCAAUGCCUUCGACAAGGAAAGGAGGACUCCGUUACACUGCGCCGCAUGGAGAGGGCAUGUCAAUAUCGCCCACCUUCUUCUAGAGAACGGGGCUUUUAUCGAUGCACAGUGUUCACAAGGUGCUACCCCUCUCUGUAUCGCCGCCCAAGAGGGACAUGAAGAGCUGGCCCGGGUGCUGCUGGAGGAGGGCAAGGCUAGCCCCUUCCAUGCAGACCAUUAUGGCCGGACCCCAAUAAGGGUUGCAGCCAAAGGAGGACACAUGGCAAUUGUAAAUCUCUUGGAGAAACAUGGCGUUCCACCAUACCAAGGCUUGAUAGGAAAGCGUCCCCAGAAAGACACUAAUCACAAGGAAGUGGUGGAAGGGACUGUUGGUAGCUGGUCUACCCUAUCUCCAGUGUCCACAGGUAGCCAAUCACUGGACAACUCUCUAAAGAGCUCCAAAGGAUCAAUAUUAACAUCCUCCACCUACCACUCCCAGGCGACUGUGCCGGCAGACAGUCUAACUUUUACUCAGCAGGUUCAGCAGCACUCUCUUCCUCGCAGCCGUUCCCGUCAAGCCGUGGCCCUCACCGGCAUGCUUAGUGGCCCGGUUCCUCAACUUAAGACCAGUCACAUUUCAGGCUUGGAUCAGACCCCCAACCUGCAUCAAGAUCUUUCCCGAUCAGACGUGAUUGGUGCUCCCUCUCAAAACCCAAGUUCCCCUGAGCGGGAUUCAAAAAGGAACGGGAUUCUCACCAACCCAAAAUAUGGAAGCCCCACCUAUUCCCGUUUCAAGGCAGGAGAUUAUGCCCCUCCUCCAAACAGGAACUCCAGCGCCAGGUCUUGCAGCAGGACAGCAGACCCCGGGGAUGACCAAAAUAAGAGUUCUGGAUAUUCUUCAAGCCAAGCUGGCACCGAGAGGGAACUCUCCUUCCGAAAGACUGUGGACUCUGCCGAAAACACGAAAAAUAUUGUGCAAUUUGCCGUUAAAAGCGGGAGACCGGUGCCUUCGCCCCAGAUCAUUGGGACUUCUAUGUCUUCUCCAAAGAAUAGUCCCACUUCUUUCACCCCCUCCAAGAAAACUGUGGAACCUGUUUAUUCUCCAAAUAAGUCCCCAAAUCCUAUGUCGCCCCCUUCAAGGUGCGAGGACCCAGUCUACUCUGCAAAAAAGCCUGUGGACUUUGUAUACUCUCCUAAGAGAACUGCAGACGAGGCGUCCUCGCCCACCAGAACCACAAAGGACUCGCCGUUUUGUGGGACCAGGGACCAAACUGGCUCGCCGAGCCCAUUGAACUCUCCAGUUAUCUCCAUGACCACUAUGGACCCUCAACUCCACCUCAAACAAGCCAUCAAGCUGCAAUUCGAGGGUCGCACAUGCGGGUUUAACUUCAGGAAGGAGACUCCGCUGUGAGGUCCUGAACCAGAAUCGGCAUGGCGGAGAGCCGUGGUGUGACCUCGGGGAUGGUGCGGCAUCAUGGAAGAAGGAUAGCUUGUAUCCGAGGAGCAGAGACUUCCAGCCUGACGAGGUGGUGCCAUGUAUGGCUAGGGCAAGCUUUGCCAAGCGCUCCCCCUCCCCCCAUGACUACUAAUGGAACUUUGGAAAUUGUACUUUUUUUUACUGACCACCUCGAGUAUUUCAGAACUUCUGUCACCGUUUUAUACGUCAUCAUCAGAAUGCGAAAGUUCUAUAAAUACCACCAAUAAAAGUGCCUUCUGUUAUUAAUGAAAA
Messenger RNA from Rana temporaria (common frog), 4802 nucleotides. Its product is annotated as ankyrin repeat domain-containing protein 50-like. The transcript is spliced from 5 exons. The coding region runs from base 198 to 4484 and encodes 1428 amino acids. Lineage: Eukaryota; Metazoa; Chordata; Amphibia; Anura; Ranidae. The record is from RefSeq and is a predicted model, not a curated record. Gene Ontology annotation, molecular function: protein binding.